GCUCCUAAGGCCACUAGUGCCGACGUGGAUUCGAACCGUUUAUUAGUAGUGCUCGUGUCACUUCAACACACCUACACUUGUCACACCAGUAGUCUAAAAAAGAUGAGUUCUGUAGCUGAGAUCAAUCUGGGGGGAGGUCGGGUAGAGGGAUUUCGUAGGUCUGUAGGAAAAUUUUCCAGAUUUGUUUAUGAUGUGGAUGUUUUACUUCUUAUUGCUGUAGCGUCAUCGGUGGUGAUUUUAAUCUGCCUUCUUCAGUUGAAUGAAACUUAUAAAACUAGGUAUGUCACAUUAGGCAUCAUCGUUUGCUACACUAUGGGUAUUGUGGUUGUUGAGCAUACACUCCAUCAGUCGAUUGAGAAUAUUUUUAGGGCUUGGGAAGAAAGGUUUAGAAACUAUCAUUUAGUAGGAAAAGCUGGAGGGACAUUGGGUGUUUUACUUGGUUUUGCUUAUCUCACAGAGCUUAUAGAGUCAAAAGAGGGAUGGAAUGGAUUCGCUUAUGCGUUUUACUUUUCUUGCUAUUUACAUUUAACAUCUCUUACUAAGCUGUAUGGACGGGAGGAUAUGUUUAGAGCAGCCGAUAGUCUCAUGGCGGUCAUAGUCAUGCUGUUCGUCAAGAGUCCAAAAGACAAUCGGAAAGCCUGGCGAGUUUGGGUGCUUUUCAGUGUUGGGUUUUUGGUGUCGCUGUUCAAAUUUUCCGGACCUGAGAGAGCUCAAGAUGCAGAUCAGAAUCCCAGCGGAGACAGUGGAGCUCAAGAUGUAGAGAAUGCCGGCGGAGACAGUGGAGCUCAAGAUGUAGAGAAUGCCGGCGGAGACCGUGACUUCCGCCUCAGGGAAUUUUCCGCCCCACGACGUUGAACGGCUCACGGCAGCAAAUUUGUCAGCUUCCUUACUCGUCUUUUUGUCUAUCGGUCAUUUUGUAUGAACUUUAAUAUCGAGCAUGUUUUUUAGCUAGUCCGUACUCCGUAUUGUAGGCAUUUGGUUACAAUGUUUCAUUACUUUAACAAAAUUUAGCUUGCAAAUCAUCUAUCAUAAAUUUAGUUCCAAAACAAUCGCACUUUUGCC
This is a messenger RNA of Thlaspi arvense, 1062 nucleotides long. Lineage: Eukaryota; Viridiplantae; Streptophyta; Magnoliopsida; Brassicales; Brassicaceae. The record is from the annotation of a GenBank genome assembly.